Impatiens glandulifera is the source of this 3490-nucleotide messenger RNA. RefSeq names its product ribonuclease E/G-like protein, chloroplastic. The transcript has 14 exons. Gene Ontology annotation, molecular function: RNA binding; RNA nuclease activity. The coding region runs from base 271 to 3072 and encodes 933 amino acids. Gene Ontology annotation, cellular component: cytoplasm. The record is from RefSeq and is a predicted model, not a curated record. Gene Ontology annotation, biological process: rRNA processing. Lineage: Eukaryota; Viridiplantae; Streptophyta; Magnoliopsida; Ericales; Balsaminaceae.
CAUGACUUUGCCGUAAACCCCAUAUGAAUCGUGUUUGCCUUAUCUUUUCCACAAGAAAGAAAGCUCUGUGAAGUUCCCUCAUAACCCAGCUUGGAGACGAAGACAGAGAGAAGAAGAAAGCUUUGUUUCUUUGAUACAGCAUGUUCUGAAAUCUCUCAUCAGCUACUUACUUAUGUUUCAAGAUUCAAAUCAAAUGCCCUUCACCAGAAAUUGGCUUCUUUGGACAAAUUUUCUUUCUGAGAUCUUCUGGAUUGUUGGCUGAGUGAUCUCAUGUCUUCUUAUAAACACUCCACUUUGUGUGGAGUUGACUUGGAGAUAGCUUCUUUGAGAAGUUUCAGAAAUAGCUGCUUUGUGAAGGUAGAUUUGUGGGCUGCAUAUGAUAUUACAAGGAGAGUUCGACCUUCUUAUGCAACUUUGUCAGCUCGGCCUGGAAAACAGUUGAGGAAAGUUUGGGUAAAACAUUCAAGCAUGGGGGUCAAUAUGAAGCGGUAUUCAGAUAUCAUAAUUGGGCCAUGGAAAAGGGAUUCAAUGAUUUCACUACGGCCUUUCAUCUUAUCUGCAGCCAAAAAUGCAGAUACUUAUUUUGGCAAUAGUUUUGCUAUCGGUAGAGUAUAUCCUGAAAUAUAUCCGUGGGUGGAGGAGCCAUGGCUGGUUCAACCAUCUGUUCUACAUAAUCAUGUAGCAAAUUCUAGUACUUCUAACAUCAGUCAAGAUAAUGAGGAGGUUGUACAAUCCCAAAGUAGCAAAGAGACAAAUGAUUUUGGCGAUUCAGUGAUUGAGCAUCUGAACUCUACUUAUUCCAAGGAUGUGAUAGAUGCUGUUAAUCUAGAAUCGAAUCUGAAUGGUGCUGUUCUUGGAAGAAACUACCCAGUUGAAGAGCCUUGGCUAUUUGAGUCAUCUCUCUGCAUGACUUCUGUUGACGCAGUGUCUUCUGAUGAUGAAUCUGUUGAGGCAGCACAUACUGUAAUCAAGGAUGAACAUCUUGAAACUGCAGACGAAUUGUUCUCUGAAGAAAAGAAUAGUACUGAUACUGAUGAUUCUCUUUCUACCAUUAUAUUGAUUAACUCGUCUGUGUGUACUAUGCAAAGGAUAGCUGUCCUGGAAGAUGGGAAGUUGGUUGAGCUUUUACUCGAACCCAUUAAGAACAUUGUGCAGUGUGAUAGUGUGUAUCUUGGUGUGAUAACAAAACUUGUUCCACAUAUGGGUGGUGCUUUUGUAAAUAUUGGAAGUACUAGACCUUCACUUAUGGAUAUAAAGCAUUAUAAGAAACCUUUCAUAUUUCCAUCUUACCACCAUCAUAUAGAAGAAGACGUAAAUGGACAUUCUCUUAACACGCUAGGACUGCAAGAAGAAGCCCGUGAAAAUGAGAACAACAUGGAUGAAGCUGAUGUUGCUGUUGAGAUUGAAGAACAUGAAACUGAUAACGAAUUGAUGCAACAAUACAUGCAUAAUCAUUACACGGAACAGGAAACUGAAGAUGACUUUGAUAUUCAAGAAGUUGUAGGUGAAAAUGUUAAUGGAAGCUUGUCAGGCAAUUAUGAGGUGGAUUCUCAUUUUGAUGUCUUCCCAUACCAAGCAGAUACAAAUAUUCACCUUGCAAAAGAAGAAGACGAAACCUCCAAUAACUUAGGUGUAAAGAAAGAUGCAUCUAAAGGGAAAAACAAUUGGAGCAGGGUCAAGAAAGGCACAAAAAUAGUGGUGCAAGUUGUCAAAGAAGGACUGGGUUCAAAAGGCCCUAUGUUGACUGCUUAUCCAAAGCUAAGGAGCAGAUUUUGGGUCUUGAUUACACGUUGCAACACAAUUGGGGUUUCGAAAAAGAUAUCGGGCGUUGAGCGUACCCGCCUUAGAUUAAUUGCGAAAACGUUGCAGCCUCAGGGUUUUGGCCUAACCGUAAGGACUGUAGCUGCUGGUCAUUCCAUAGAAGAGUUGCAGAAGGACUUAGAAGGCUUGCUUUCAUCUUGGAAGGAUAUUAUGGAGCAUGCUAAAUCUGCUGUACUUGCUGCAGAUGAAGGCAUAGAAGGGGCAGUUCCCAUUUUGUUGCAUAGUGCGAUGGGCCAAACUUUAUCUGUCGUUCAGGACUAUUUCAAUGAGAAGGUUGCAAGUAUGGUUGUUGACUCUCCAAGAAUAUAUUAUGAGAUUACCAAUUACCUCCAGGAAAUCGCACCUAAACUUUGUGAUCGAGUUGAGCUAUACACCAAAAGAGUUCCUCUUUUUGAUGAAUACAACAUUGAGGAAGAGAUAAAUAACACAAUCAGUAAAAGGGUACCUCUUGACAAUGGGGGUUAUUUGGUAAUUGAGCAAACAGAAGCUUUGGUUUCAAUUGAUGUGAAUGGUGGGCAAUGCAUGCUUGGUCAGGGGACUUCACAAGAAAAGGCUAUUCUCAAUGUCAACCUUGCUGCAGCCAAACAGAUUGCUAGAGAAUUGAGGUUGAGAGAUGUUGGCGGCAUUAUUGUGGUGGACUUCAUUGACAUGUUGGAUGAUGCAAAUAAAAGACUUGUCUAUGAAGAAGUUAAAAGAGAUGUUGAGAGAGAUCGAUCAAUGGUGAAAGUCAGUGAACUAUCAAAACAUGGACUUAUGGAAAUUACAAGAAAGAGGGUUCGACCUAGUGUGACAUUUAUGAUUAGUGAGCCGUGUAACUGCUGUCAUGCAACUGGAAGAGUAGAAGCUUUGGAGACCUCAUUUUCCAAAAUUGAGCACGGGAUCUGUCGUCAUCUCGCAAUGAUGGAUAAAAGAGCAGAUCCAGAAAACCCAAAGACUUGGCCUAGAUUUGUUCUACACGUCGAUCGAUACAUGUCUAAUUACUUAACUUCAGGGAAAAAGACUCGUCUUGCUGUCUUGAGCAGUUCUCUCAAAGUUUGGAUUCUUCUGAAGGUUGCUAGAGGAUUUACUAGGGGUGCAUUUGAUUUGAAACCAUUGGUGGAUGAGAAAGAUUACAAGAAUCAGAAUCAAGUCGCCAUUUCCAUAUUAGGAACAACAACGAAAAAAACGGAGGCCAGUAGUGAUCGUCGGUCAGAUAGUGGAAAAAAAGUGACCAUCUAUCCUAUCAAGAAAUGGAGAACUGCCAAAAGAUGAUAUACAUCGCCAUUAUUGCUAAUAAUGCUAUUAGUCUCUUGUUUGCCACCACCAGGUAGCAUUAAGGAGGUCAUGAAAGAAGGCUCUAACUCAUUCUCAAGAUAAUGGAAAUUUGUGGUGGUGGAUUUACAAGACAGUUUCACAAAAGAAAUCGAAGCUCAGAAUACCAGCCAGAUGUUUUUGAGUCAUUUAAUCUGGCCCAGAGACGAGAUAAAAUACUUGUCAGUAAUUGUUAAAUAAAAAAAAAUUAAAAAGAGGAAGAGUCUAAUAAGUUUAAUGAGUUAAAACCAAGUUGUGUUUUAUUUUUGUCUUAUCGAAUUUUUGGUUAAUAGGAGUAGGGAUUUUGUUGUUAUUAUUGAGAUUGGAACAUGGAAUUGCCAAUUUUUUAAAGUGGUAUCUUUCAAAAUUUGUAUGAUUA